Cucurbitaria berberidis CBS 394.84 is the source of this 630-nucleotide messenger RNA. RefSeq lists its product as uncharacterized. The transcript has a single exon. NCBI's taxonomy places the organism in Eukaryota, Fungi, Ascomycota, Dothideomycetes, Pleosporales, Cucurbitariaceae. The record is from RefSeq and is a predicted model, not a curated record. The coding region runs from base 131 to 409 and encodes 92 amino acids.
UAUAGCAGACUCUAUGGGGCUUGUUGAGCAAGCGGUAGAUGCUCAAACGAGGGAAAUGGAGAGAAUACGAGGUUAGUACUUGAUGCCCUUACAUGGUACGGUCUCUCUCUGACACCUUUAGAUCAAACAUAUGCUGCAUUGCCUCGGCCUCGGCGUCAAGAUACUACCAAUCCAGCACAAGAGGCAGGCCAGCAAUACGACCAACAGUCGGACCAAGAAGUUGGCCAGCAAGCGGACCAAGAAGUGGACCAGCAAGCAGAACAGCAAGCAGAACAGCAAGCAGACCAGCAAGCAGACCAGCAAGCAGACCAGCAGCCCGACGAAUCCUCAAACGACCAGGAGAACCCCCUGUCAGCCAGCUGGGCGGCAUCCGUCGCCGAGUCCUACGACACCGGAUACCCACCACUAAGCUCAUCACCCGGCCUUUACGAGCCCUACUUCACUCUGCGAGACAUACGCGUGGCAGCGGAAGAGCUUGGCGCAACCACUGAAGAUCAAAAGCAUAAUAUAGAAGAUAUUUUCUUAGCCGCGCACAGGGGCCUGCUUCCGCGUCCUGAAGGUGGAAUAACGGCCAAGGGGGAGGAGAAGGAGUAGUGAGAUGGUUGGCAAUGCGGAUGAUACUGCAUACUU